AUGCACGCAUGAUACCGGAAGCGGAAGCGCCUAGGCAGUUCCGGCGGAAGUGGCCGUCGUCCGGGGAGACGCAGCGCUGUGGUGGAAAUGUGGCGGCUAGUGGUGCUGCUGCUGGCCGGGCUCGGCCGGGCCCUGCCGGAGGAUGAGGGGGUGGUGACGGAGCCGGGCGCCGGCGGUUCCGGGCCGAUCAGCGGCGAAGCUGUGCGGUACCGGACGGCGGAGAUGGCUGACGCGAUGCUGGGCAGCGGACCGCCGGGCCGGCCGCCCGUGAUGCUCUCGGCGGUGCCGGGAGAAGCGAGAGAAGGGCGGGAAGCGGAGGUUUGCGAGGCGGCGGCCGGUGGAGGGGAGUGCGGCGCUGGGAGCGGGCCCGGGGCUCCUCCCGCCCCGCCCGGAGCGGCCGUCGUGCUGGAGACUGUGCUGCCCGCGGGCGAGGAGCCCAACGGCACUGCCGAGAGCGUGAAGGCCCCCAAGGUGAGCUGCGAGGAGAGAAACGUUACCGGUAUCAGCAACUUCACGGUGCAGAUCCUGAACGUGUCCCAGGAUCUGAUGGAGUUCUUAAACCCUAACAGCAGUGACUGUACAUUGGUCCUGUUCUAUACGCCAUGGUGCCGCUUCUCUGUAAGCCUGGCACCUCAUUUCAAUUCCUUACCUCGAGCGUUUCCCAUUCUUCGCUUCCUGGCACUGGAUGCAUCACAGCACAGCAGCUUAUCAACUCGGUUUGGAACUGUAGCUGUCCCCAAUAUCCUCCUUUUCCAAGGUGCUAAACCUAUGGCUAGAUUUAAUCAUACAGACAGAACGCUGGAAACACUGAAAGACUUCAUUUUUAAUCAAACAGGCAUAGAGGCUAAAAAUGAUGUGACUGUGACAGAGGAAGACUGGAAGGGGCCUCUGCCCAGCGUUCUGACAAAAGGAGUAGACUGGCUGCUCGUGUUUUCCGUGCUCUUCCUGGCCAGCUUUAUCAUGUAUGCUACCGUUCGGACUGAGAGCAUUCGGUGGCUGAUCCCAGGGCAAGAGCAUGAACACCAGGAGUGAUUGGAGGUGCUGAAGCAGGGACACAGUUUGCAGUGUGUGAAGCGGGUUUCGUGUGGAGUGGAAGUACUUAAGAAUGAACCGUUGAAUUUGUUGGUUGUCAUUUAUAGUGUUGAUGGAAAACCAGCUUUGUUUACUAACUACUGAGUUUUUAUAAAGCGAACUGAGGCAAAAAAAAGUGGUGAGUAAACUACUGUGGAGAAACACGAACUGAAUAAGUAUUUAUUAAAGUGCUCUGACCUGUU
Lagopus leucura (white-tailed ptarmigan) is the source of this 1274-nucleotide messenger RNA. It is a transcript of the gene TXNDC15, whose product is annotated as thioredoxin domain containing 15. Gene Ontology annotation, biological process: cilium assembly. Gene Ontology annotation, cellular component: cilium. NCBI's taxonomy places the organism in Eukaryota, Metazoa, Chordata, Aves, Galliformes, Phasianidae. The transcript is spliced from 5 exons. The record is from RefSeq and is a predicted model, not a curated record.